AAUCCGGCCGGGGCGCGACGAUGGAGGAGCCGCAGCGCGCCCGCUCCCACACCGUCACCACCACCGCCAGCUCCUUCGCCGAGAACUUCUCCACCAGCAGCAGCAGCUUCGCCUACGACCGCGAGUUCCUCCGCACCCUGCCCGGGCUGCUCAUCGUGGCCGAGAUCGUUCUGGGAUUGCUGGUCUGGACGCUGAUCGCCGGGACUGAGUACUUCCGAGUGCCCGCGUUUGGCUGGGUCAUGUUUGUGGCCGUAUUUUACUGGGUCCUCACCGUCUUCUUCCUCAUCAUCUACAUCACGAUGACCUACACCAGGAUCCCCCAGGUGCCCUGGACCACAGUGGGCCUGUGCUUCAACUGCAGCGCCUUCGUCCUGUACCUCUCUGCUGCCAUUGUGGAUGCUUCGUCCGUGUCCCCGGAGAGGGACAGCCACAACUUCAACAGCUGGGCGGCCUCGUCGUUCUUCGCCUUCCUGGUCACCAUCUGCUACGCCGGAAACACAUAUUUCAGCUUUAUAGCCUGGAGAUCCAGGACCUUACAGUGAUGGACCGUUAUGCUCAUUAAAAGGACCCCCAAAAGGAAGACUCUCACUGUAAAAACAGCUGUAGGUAUAAUGUAUAUUUCCAGAGAACUGUAUUUAACUAACGUUUUUAUAUACUUACUUAAAGUCGGGGAGCAGUUUGUUACAAUUCAACCAGAGUCAGGUUUGCAAAUUGCUGUAGCUUAUUGUGAACAAUUAAGUAUCUUGUUGAUGUCUUCAUAGACCUUAUUUUCUCAGACAAUGUAUAGAGAAAUUGCUAAUAUUAAAAAUGUGUCGAGUUUAUAAACCUCAC
Tupaia belangeri chinensis (Chinese tree shrew) is the source of this 831-nucleotide messenger RNA. It is a transcript of the gene CMTM8, whose product is annotated as CKLF like MARVEL transmembrane domain containing 8. NCBI's taxonomy places the organism in Eukaryota, Metazoa, Chordata, Mammalia, Scandentia, Tupaiidae. The transcript has 4 exons. Gene Ontology annotation, molecular function: structural constituent of myelin sheath. Gene Ontology annotation, cellular component: membrane. Gene Ontology annotation, biological process: myelination. Bases 21 to 542 code for a protein of 173 amino acids. The record is from RefSeq and is a predicted model, not a curated record.